Molecule: messenger RNA, 1792 nt
Organism: Cydia amplana
Lineage: Eukaryota; Metazoa; Arthropoda; Insecta; Lepidoptera; Tortricidae
Exons: 6
Coding region: 207-1781 (524 amino acids)
Biological process (GO): cilium assembly
Cellular component (GO): ciliary transition zone
Source: RefSeq, a predicted model, not a curated record
AUUCGCUUUGUUUCUUUUUGUUUUCUUUAAGUGAGAAUAUUCCUAAAUAAUAAAUAAAGAAUAUAUAAUAAUGUAUUUAGUUUAAUUCGGUGAACGCAUAAUGUGACUUAAGAUCAGUGGAAGUGCUAGUUUUAAGUUGUGUGCACUCUAGAUAGCUUUUAUCUUGUGCUUCACUUUUGCGUAGGUUUUAUAUUCAAUCCGUGCAAAUGAAGCCUGGUAAAAGUGCAGACGUGCGGGAGGAGAUAGUAGAAGUUCAUUCUGUGGCUCGGUCUCCUUCUCCGAAGCGCAAAACUAAGUCACGAUCGAGGAGUCGGUCCGGAUCGCGAAAGUUGUCAAACGGCCACUCAGAGACCCCAGAAGUGGCCGAAACUCCUGCUGCCGACGAACAGACUACAGACAGAUCUAAGCGUGACAGCUGGAUCAAGUCUGAGCAAGAAUCUUUAGACAUAGAGCUGCCUAUUCACGAUCAACUCAAGGAUCAAAUCCUAGGAUUUGUUGAAAAGGAAAUUAAGAAGUCUGAUAAGAAUCCCUCGUUCGUGUUUUAUUCCCAUGAUCCUACUGGUUUGGAUGACAAGUUUAUGAAGAAUUUAUCCCGGCCAUCGAGUGGUCAUAAAGAGAAGAGGAGCCCCUCAUAUAGAAAGAAGAAGAGGCAUUCAUCAAAGCAUAGAGAUAGGGAUUUACAUGAUUUUGAAGUACCUGGAUCUAGUCUGAGUGCAUUAGAAAAGGUUGAUGACUAUCUGAAAGAAUACAACAAGGAUGAGGUAGUAACUCUAAGUGGCGAACUAGAUAUAGAAGCGAAUGAUGUAGAAAACAACAAUGGGUCUUCGAAGGAGCACAAACCUAGAAAGACUCGGCGGAAAGUGAGGGACGAGAGACAAGAUACCAAUGCUAACGGGAGUGAUGUCAGCCCUAAGGUGUUUAAAGCUGGCAGUAAAACUAAAGGCGGAGGGAAACCAGUUCGCCCAACAGACUUAUCAACAAUGCUGGCAUCUCUUGAAUCCAGUAUGCCGUACCAUGACCAAUAUAUAGACAACCCGUUCUCAUCACCGUCACCUCUCACAUCCCCCAACGAUGAGAGGCUGAACCCCUUCGGUUCACGGAGGCCCGAGAAAAUCUACAUGCAGGGCGGAGGGACAUUCAGAGCUGUGUCCAGGGAUAGAAUCUUGGAAUCACAGCAGUCUAGAAAUGAAGAUAAAUACUUGAGACUGGGCGACCUAACGCCGCUGGACGUGGCGCUGACGGCGCAGAAGGCCUGGCGCAGCUGCGCGUACGCCUGCCACGGCGUGCUCGGCGGCGUGGCGCUCAUGCACCUACUGCUCAUCAGCUAUUCUGACAGUUUGGACGCUGGCCAUCUGUCCUUUCACGCGGUCGUCACUAUGCCAUACGUCGCUACAUACUACUUUCUUUGUGUGUUGUGUCUGCUCUCAGUGUUGGAUAGGCUAGACGUGACAAGUUUGGACCUGAGCCGGGGCCUGCAGCCCUACUUCCAGCCCAUAGUGCUGGUGAUCCUGUACAUGGCGUGUCUGUUGGUGUGCACGGCGGCGCGCAUGUACGACGACCUCAUGGUGUACCAGUACGCGCCAAUGGUCGCCAACUACACCAAUGUUACCACUCCGACCAUCCCCUCGUUCUAUCACACGUGGACGCACUUCUCGAUCUGGCGCGCCGUGCUGUCCAUCCUGGGCCUGGUUUACUUCGUGAUAUCCGAGCCACCAGAUCUGGUGCUCGCCAACCUGACCAAACUGCUCCAGUACAAGCAUUCUUUACAGAGCAUCGGAUGAUGGCCUUGAUU